UUUUGACAGGUCAAUCUCCCGCGCUCAAAGUGUUUAUUUUAAUACUGUUUUAAACAAUGAUUUUGGCGUGGUUUUUAUAAUUUCUUUGGUUAAACUGUGAAUUAAUAUACAACUGUGAUUAAUAGUGCUGCAAUGAGCAACGCAAAGGAACGGUGUAAAAUUUAUACGGACUCAAAAUUAUCAAUUCAAAAAAUAUUGUCUAAAAAAGACGAUAUCGACGAAAAUGUUAUUAAAAACCAGUUAAUUUUGAUCAAAAACGAUCUUAUAUCGCCCAAAGACGAAUCUGUAAGGAGAUCAGCUUUAGAAAUGCUGGAAUUUUUAGUUGAUAACGUGAAAUCCGUAAUACUUGAGACUGAAGUUAUUAAAUUGGUAAAUAGCCAAAUUUUAAGCCAAAACACCAAAGAUUGCAUUGUUUUGGCAUUAAAAGAGUCCAUUUUCAAGUCUGUACAAAACGACACCUUUAAUUUGACUCAACUAUUAGCCCUAUGGAAAAAUCAGAACAUUUUAAAGUUGGUUAGUAUUAUUGAGGAGUUAUUUAAAGAAGAUUUGUCCAAAGAAAUGACCAAAAAAGUUUUCCUCAACAAUAUUAUACCUGAUUUAAUGAACAUUAACACAAACAAUGAAAUACGAAACGUCUUAAUAGUAACAGCUUAUAAGUUAAUACAUUUGGUACCGAGUUCAGAAUUAACUACGGCUGACUAUCAAGAGUUUGUUAAGUCUGUUACCAAUACAUACAUAAAAUCAAUAUCGGAGCUAAGAGAAAAGGAUUACGAGAACUGGCACAAGCUAUGGAUUUUUAUUGUGAGGUUUUGUGGUGUUAACAUGCAUAACACCAUGGAGCUAACCAACAAACUUCUACGAGUCGUGGAAUAUGCAUUCAGAAAUCAAAAUUGCGACCAAAGAUUGAAAGGUUACGACUGUUGGAAGGAACUAAUCGACAAUGCAAGUUUGAACCCACAGUACUUGACAAGCUCCAAACAUAUUAAGCUACUUAUUACCCCACUGAAGGCUAAAUUCUCAAAACAAGCUCAACUGAUUGUGAAGAGGUUCGAGGUUUUUGUUUAUUUACUGUCUAAAUUGGGCAAUAAGGCUGUAAUGUGCUUGAAUGAAUUUUUGGAGUUUUGUUUCGGACCUGUUGGGAAAAAUUCCGAUCCAAACAAAACUGGGCAAGGAAAAACUCUGGACACUUUGUGGGAAAGAAGCAUUUCAGUACUUUUGGAAUUAUUAGGCCAUGAUGAUCAUUGUUUGGUAAAGGAGUGUAAUUUUGACUCUCCAGUUAUUAAUGGAGAAAAUAUUGAUGGUUUAUGUCAUAUAAUCUCCAAAUCCAUCCAGGAAUGUAGCUUAAUCUUAAAGAAUGAUACAUUUGACUCAAAAAGAGAGGUGUUGAUUCAAUGCCUUUGGAGAUCAUUAUUUAACAUUAUAACUCAGGCAACAGAAGACAAAAUUGAAAUAUGCACUGAAAUUUUAGUACCAAUUUUGAAAAAUUUAAAAAAAGAAGAUAAAGAUGUUCACAUAAAAAAUUGCGUUUUUCCUACCAUAUUUUCAGCAAUUAUUAUCAAAGAUACUUAUUUUACUAAAUUAAUUUUGACAAAAGCCUCAAACAUACUUCUGCCAUUUAUUUUUGAAAAUAAUACAAAUAUAAAUUAUGACUACAAACUUUUCCAAAACAUAAUAACCAACACUUUGGUAAAUAAAGACAUUUUCCAAGAAUUUUUAAAUUACUUUGGAAAAUCCAAAAUCAACGACGAAAUCAACUUACCGCUAUGUUGCGAUUCUUGGAUUGCUUUUUAUAGCUGCGUUGCUCUGGAAGUACACAAUUUUGAAAACAGCAAUUUUUAUUCAUACCUGUUAUGGCCUUUGAACUAUUUUAACCAAAUGUCAAAUGUACAAUUAAAGGAUAUUAAGAAUGCCUGGGUAAAUUUAUACCUAAAGCUUACCAAAAAUUCCUAUACAGACAAAAUAAACAUCUUAAGGGAAAUUGAGAAAUUAUUCAAGCAAAAUCCUAUGCUAAUAUCAAAUAUUGUUCUUAGUAUUAUGCUGAUAACACAAUUUGAGACUGACUUUAACAAACAUUUUGUACAAAAAAUAAUGGACUUGGUCGCUUUAUGCCUUGUUUUACCAAACUUGAAGAAGGAUGAUGAGCUUAAAUUGACAGAUGUAGUUGCACAUUAUCUAGAGUCGCACUUAAAGGUUUACAGUGAAAGUGAUAAUGAGGAAGCCAUAUCGAAAAUUUGCGUGUGCCUCGAACAUGUUUUGAAGAUCCACAAAAAUUUUGACAUCUUGGAAAGCCUGCAAAACCUUAUAGUUGCUUUGCAACCAAAGUUAAAAUCUUUGUUCUCAAAGUCAUUCUCCAAACUAAUUUUCACCCUCUACUCCGAUCAAAGCGACCUAAAUAACCCCACAGCCAAAACAAUGCAAAAAAUCAUGUUACUCUUGGAUGGCGAAGUAUCCGAAUUACCUAAAACCCCCAAAUUCCCCACCCCUUUCAAAAUAUCGACGCCGCCUAGCAGCAGAUCCACCAAAAUCGCGAAUCUACUCAAAAACACCCCCACCACCCCCAAACAAAGUAAACCUUCGAUGUUGACGCUCUUCGGUAAAAAAGUGGAAUCUCCCAACUCGGUGAAGGUCAAAGGCAGCCAGCUAAACAACACUCCCAUCAGAGUCAAAGAGAUCAUCAUGAAAGGCAGUCCGAAAACUCCCAAGGAAAAAUUGGUGCCCUCCAUCGACGACGAAAGUAACUCUCAGUUCGUCGCCAUAGACACGGAGAUCAAGUUCAGACCCGAAAAGUUGAACGAUCACCAGAAGGAAGUGCUACAGAAGCGCAGGGAAGAUAUUCCCGCUUUGUACCAGGAUCUGUCUCAGAGUCAGAGUCAGGAUAUUUUCAACAAGAACAACUCAAAUUCCAACAGUGUUAUGGAGAAAGAAAAUAAGAGUAGUAAUGCACAGGAUGUCUCAGAGACUAGUAUUGAUACAUCCGAGGAAAAAGUCACCAUAAUUGAGAACAACGAAGUUUCAUCAACCAAAGAUGUAGAAAAUUCAUUGCAAAGUUCCAAAAGCGAUUCUCCUAAAAGUCCAAAAAGAACCAACUCUCCAAAAAGUCAAAAAGCGGACGAAUCAAGCAAAAAAAAUAAAUCUUCCAAAACUCUGGCGGAAGAAGAGAAAAAACGUAAAAUCGAAGCCGAACUGAAGAAACUGAAGAUGGACAUCGUGGCGCCAGAUCAAUUUUUACUGUCGACGCCUAGAAGAAGUCGCAAGAAACCAAGCAAUAAAGACGAAGAAAAGCCGAAGAAACCCUCACCCGAGGUCGGCAAGAGAAAAUCUAUCGCUGCAACGCUUGAAAUUAAGGAAGCGACCACCACAGCGGACAAAAGGCGUAAAAGCACCGGUUCCAUGGGUGAGAUCAGUGUGGCGAAAGUCGAGCCCAAACGAGGGCGCGGAAAAAAGGGUAAAAAUGCGGAGAAGGAAGUAACCACCACAAAUAAAGACGUAGAAAUCAUCAGCAAAACUGAAGAACAGACAAAGCAAGGCGUCAAGAGAGGCUCUGAAGAUUUAGAGGACUUUCCAGAGGAGCCUGUUAAGAAGGCAAAACUAACGGAUAGCGAUACGGAAGAUAUCAUAGAAAGUUCGCAAGAACCAAGCGUGUGUUUCACGCCCAUAUCGUCCCCGAAAAAGAACAAAGAAACUCUCGAAAACGUAUCGAAUAUCGAUGAAGAGAUUGAAGUUGCACAACCUGGUGAUGUUAUGGAGACGCAAGAUAUCAUAUCCAACGAGUUUACUAAAGAUAUGACGCCACCUCAAGAAAACCUCAACAUCACGGAGGUUAAUGAGGAAGCCCCGCAAGCAAAUGUUUCUUUGGCUGAUACUAUCACUCAGACGGAAUCGGACCCAUGCAAUGUACCCAUGAAUUUAAAUCCUGCUAUAAUUAAGCUGGACUUGCCGAAAAAAAUCGAAAUGACCGAGUCGGAACAAUUUGUAAGCAAUAUGGAUACCGUUUCGUUACUAUCCGAUAUGAUGGCGCCUGAUUUGGAAAUAACAAUGGAAAACGACAAAAAAGAAGACUUGCAAUCGUCACCCAUAACUGUUCAUACACCUACUAAGAAUACGGAAUUACUUAAUGUCACAAAAGAUAUUUCUCCCAUACCGGAAAAGAUGAACUCGGAAGAGGCCCAAGCUCCUCAAUCCAAUGAAGAGGUGAACGAUUUUUGUUUUUUGGAAGCUACAGUGCACUCACCGGAUAAAGAGGAAAAGAAGAAGGAAGAAGCACCUUGCAAGAUAUCCGAACGGAUGCAGAAGCUGGUGCAAGGUCAAUUCGAAUCGCCAGUCUCAACGCACAGAAGAAAGCAGAAUAGAAUGAGCAUAUCGCCUUCAGCUUCCAGGAUCAGGAAAUUAAUGUCGCCAUUCGGUUACGGAAAAGUCAACCUGCAAAGCGAGUUCAUCAACUCGACCACCAACGAGGAGAAGGUGGACUUGUUCAAGUUCUCCAAAGAACGCCCCAGUCUUAACGGCACGCCGGAAAGAAGCAUAUUGAAGAAAAAAAUGUCCGAACACGUGGACGAUGGCGUUUCGCCUGGCGGUAAAAGAAAGAGAGUGCACUUUACCUACCCCACAACGACAAGCAAAAAAGUGUACCUUAAACCCAUAGAUCCCGAGGACAUGCGUUUGGAGCUGAUCAACAAAAAUCAAGGCGACACAAUAAUCGAUUUCAGAGACUACAUCCACGAGCAACACGAAGCCGACGAUACUUUCGAAUGUAUAUAUCCCCUCUUAAAAGACUGCACGCAAUCCAUAAAAUGCCUUUUUGCUAGAGUCGACUCCUCCUACCAAAAGUUUAUGAAGUUCAACCUGGUUACCAUAGGUGAUCUUGCAAGUUUGCCAGAACAAGAAAUCUUCAAUCUGCCCUUUAAACCCCCCGUCAUAACCAACACGUUUAAAGCCUUGCACAGCUAUCAUAUCGUGAAAAUAUUGAAGGAGGAAUUAGCGCAGGAGAAAACCUGCAAGAUCGAAAUCGACGAGAAUAAUGUUGAAUCCAAACACGCUACUUUUAUCCUGUAUCCGGAGCUGGCAAAGUGUUACGAUCUCGUUGAAAAUCUCUUCAGAAAAAUGAAGAAUCUGGAUCUUAUAUUAUGGCGUUCCAAACUUAAGGAGUACGGAAUCAAACUGGUGUGUGAUUUGGUUGCAAUUUCCGAAAGUAAAAUACUCAGACUGCCCUUCAAAGGCCCCAUAGUUUCCAAUGUGUACCAAGCUUUGGACUUCUACUAUCAACAAAAAUUGGACAAUGAUGUAUCAAUAAAGGACGUCUGUAUCACAUUACCUCUUGAUGAUGACGAUAGCGACUGCAUAUACCCCAAAUUAGCUCAUUCCGGUGAGCCCAUAGAAUUGUUAUUCAACAAUUCGGAAAAUAUUGGUUGUGUACUUGAAAAACUAACCGAGAUUAAUAUUAAAACCAUUGGUAAUUUGGCUGUGCUGACGCAAGACGCGAUUUUAAGCUUGCCUAUCAAAUCCACCUCUGUCCUAAGUAUUUAUAAGGCUUUGGAUAAGUUUUACGCAAGGAUUGCACAGGAAGAUAAAAGCAAAGUUUCCCAGGAAAGUAUACAUGCAAACAGCAAAACAACGCAAGUUAAUUUGGAGGAAAAUGAUGAAGAUGUACUAUCCAAAAUACUUGCUAAAGAUUCCAUAAAUAUUAUAUCCAUAAUGAGCAAAAACCAAGUCGAAAACCUUGUCGAUUACUGCGUCAAAUCAAACAAAAUAUCCGAGAAACACUUUAAGACAGUCGUAGAAAACUUCAUUAAAUCUGACGGUAUGGAAAAAAUAUUCAACAUCAUUUCUGACGCCAUAGAAUCGAAUGAAGACGAGUCAAUUUAUUUCGACUGCAUUUUGAGGCAUUCGGUUGAUAAAAAACCUUUGAUAGCUUUAGUGGAGAAAAGGACUCUCUUGGAGAUAAAAGAAUGUUUGCAGGAACUUAUAAGCAAAGAAAAACAUACCAAAAGAGAGGUUUUGGAUGGUUGCUUAUUGCCUCUCAUAAGUAACCCAAAUGAUAUUAGGACUUACUUUAAGAAUCUCAAUGUGGUGCAGUUAGGGGAUACCAUAGUGAAAUAUGUGAAACCAAAGGAUUUGGACCAAUUUAUAAACAGGCUGUAUCAAUCAUAUGAAUCGGAAAUUUUAAGUGUUGUUGAUAGACGAAAGGUAUUACAAAAUUCGACUCAAAAAGAGCUCUGCCUUGAAGUAACCCAAAGAAAAGUGGACGAAAUGGUGGAAUGUCAUGAAAGUAUUGUUAAUAAACUUCUUGAAAACGGGGAAUAUAAAGCAUUGGAAACUGUUUUUAAGAACGUUAGUAGUAAGCUGUCCAAAAGUACUGUUAGGGAUCUUUUUGUCGAGUUUUUGAAGAAUAUUGACUUGUAAUACGUUUAUUUUAGUUUUUAUAGUUAUACAUAAUUUAUUCAGUUUUAUAUUUUAUUAUUAAAUCAUUUUUAAUUAAGUAAAACUGUUUUUUAAUGUCAUUUUGGGUUAAAAGAAAAACCAAGGUCCUAUAAAAUAAUUUAUUAAUUCCUUAUUAAUAUAUUUUACAAAAUUCUCUUUAAUCUAACUGUACAACUUAUAUAUCGCGUAGGAUACAAAAAUAUAUUGAGCAAAGAUCUAGAAAAAUAAUCAGGUCUUUGUAAACGUUAUCGAGGUAAAAUUCAUCCUUAAACCUAGCACAAUUGAAAAACCUAACUACGGAAACCGGGACUCUUUUAUGAACCUCGGGUGGAUGUUGUGGUACGAGCUGGACCUGGUGAUGAUCUGUGGCGGAUAUCUGGUCUCUGGGGGCGAAUACCGCCUGUGCCUGUGUCUCUCAAAUCGAGGCCUGGUGUCGUAAUCCGGUGGUGCAUGGUGGUCGUAAUGGAGAUUAUCCCUGCUGCUCCUCUCGCGUCUCCUGUAGUAUUCGCGUUCCGAGUCCGUUCCAAAGAUGUCCAGUACUUGAUUAGCGUGGAACUCGCUGAUCGUGAUGUCUGAAUUCCGCCUCCAGGCGUCCUUGUAUCUCUUCUCCAUGGUGUCUUCAACGAUGGGCUUGGUUUUCUGCGAGUUGUUUGAGCUCUCGCUGGAGUUUUCUUCCGAUGUACCCAACCCCAGGUCUUUGUCCAGAUCCCCGAAGCUUUUGAAGGAUUUCUUCGGGUAUCUUUCUAUGGUUGACACCUGUUGGGUUUUUAGAUUGCUUCCGUUCAGCGUGAAUUGCGGAUGGGGAAUGCAGUACGGAUGAGGCAGUGCUUUUUCAACGCUGGACAUUUUCAUGUCGUCUUCGGGUUCGUGUUUGGAGCAACUUCCGGGUCCAAAGAUAGACAGUAGAACGGGAAGUAGGAACAUGCCGUGCAUUGCCCCAAAGAAAACGACUAGGAAAACCAUCUUGAAGAACACAGCGAAUAUAUAAUUAUUGGCCAAGAGUAGAGCAAUCAUUCCCAAUAUUGUACUGACGGAUCCUUGGAAUAUAGGCAGACCUAAAGCGUACAGUGAUUCCCUAACUCUUUCAUCCGGUGUUUUUGCUUUGGAUGACAUGUAGGCGUAGCAUAUAUGAGCUGUGAAGUCGACGCUAAAGCCUAUACACAUAAUUAAGUUGAUCAUGGAUAUGGAGUCCAAAUUGACCCCCCACAAAGCCAUAUAUCCCACAACGCCAGCUUCUAUAGAUAUUAUACUGAAUGCCACCCAUAUUGAGCAUAAGAAGUUUGGUAUGAAAAUAAAAGAGACUAUCAUCAUGAUUAUUGCGCCCAAUGCCAUGU
Brassicogethes aeneus is the source of this 7751-nucleotide messenger RNA. NCBI's taxonomy places the organism in Eukaryota, Metazoa, Arthropoda, Insecta, Coleoptera, Nitidulidae. The record is from the annotation of a GenBank genome assembly.